AAGCUGUCAUUCGAUUUUUCACAUUGAUCAACAGAUGAACGUUUUUUUAAAUCAUUGUUUUCAUGUAAGAGAAAUGGAACGAGUCAAAAUACAAACAAAAUUAUUUUUUCCUAUUAAACACAUACUUAUUGUACUUAUCGUAUAUCAAGCUAAUUUCCUGAAGAACUGAAUAUUUUUGAUUGAAGACGAAAAUAUGUAAAUUUUUCGAAAGACAAGCAUCAAGGUCUGUUGUCAUUUUUUAGAUGAACUUGUGUAAAAAGAUUUUUAUGAAUUUUACUUUCGUAGAUAUAAAAAAGAUUUUUGACUGACGACGGAAGAUCCCUAGCUGAUACCCUCCGAUUUCGAUGAUUUUUUCUGCCAAUAGAUACUAUAUGGUGUCCUAGUCUUAACUUUCAAAGGAUUUGGUUGUAUAGCUCUUCUUUCUUUAAUACUUCCUUUGAUUUUAAUUGAUAUAAAACAUCAACACUUGUAACACAUUGUCCCGAACUUCUGUCAAUCAUUGUUUUCCUUUUCUGUGUUACGUGUUACUGUUGGUGUUAGAUAUUGUUGAAUAGCACCAUUGAUUGCAUCUUGGAUUGAGAAAUCCGUGUGUGCUAAAAUAUCAUACAAGAGACAAAGAGCUACAAUCUACUAUCUGAUAGAGUAGCUCACUAUUCGCAGAACACAUUGAUAAAAUAUCUCAUGUCUGAUCGGUCCGUUUUGAAGAACUCCUGGACAUUUGCUCGGACUUUCUUGAGAUGAAUUCAAAAGAGAUAAUGAAUUGCCUAUUAAUGAUGAAGUAUUUAAUGGACCCAAGACAAAAUGAUUUGAUGAGACUUGAUUAGAUUUUACUGUAGGAAUUUGUACAGGCGGUAUUGAAAUAGUUGAUUGUAUUGAACCAGUUUUUGGUGAUAAUAGGAUGGAAUUAGUUGAGUUCGUUGAUGAUGUAGGUCCAGAGCUUGUAAACAAAAGAUUUGAUGCUGAUUGUGACCAUCCUGACGGUUUUGUUGCACUGCAGUCACUACAAGUAUUAUCAUUGCGUGUAUUAUCUGUUGAUGUCGGUAACGAAUACUCUAUCGAUAAUGAACGAACAAGAUUUGUUUUUGCAGAAGUAGAAGACUUUCGAAUUUUUUCUUUAGGAAUUGCGCGCUUAUCAAAAGGCUGUAUACCAGCUUUCGCAAAUCCUCCAGCACAAUGA
Didymodactylos carnosus is the source of this 1177-nucleotide messenger RNA. Lineage: Eukaryota; Metazoa; Rotifera; Eurotatoria; Philodinida; Philodinidae. The record is from the annotation of a GenBank genome assembly.